CUACAUGCCUAGACUACCCUUACUUGAACCACCCCAUGGUGUGCCCAGAGUAUAGCUACCUGUGGUGCCCCUGAGUGCUUGAGCCAUCGCUACUCGUUGAGUCCCAGUGAACCCAAUGUCCCUAGAAAGCUGGGUGGGAGCUGUGCUGAGGCCAGACUCCACAGCUAGAGUCCCGUUGAGUCCCCGAGCCCCUGCCCAGGGUAGGUUGCCAUCUGUUGCCCGAGGCCCCUGCCCAGUGGUAGGUUGCCGCCCGUUGCCAGAGACCCCUGCCCAGGGGUAGAUUGCCACCUGUUGCCCGAGGCCCCUGCCCAGUGGUA
Molecule: messenger RNA, 317 nt
Organism: Staurois parvus
Lineage: Eukaryota; Metazoa; Chordata; Amphibia; Anura; Ranidae
Source: the annotation of a GenBank genome assembly